This is a messenger RNA of Anneissia japonica, 1244 nucleotides long. Its product is annotated as fibropellin-3-like. The record is from RefSeq and is a predicted model, not a curated record. Gene Ontology annotation, cellular component: plasma membrane; protein-containing complex. Gene Ontology annotation, biological process: heterophilic cell-cell adhesion; establishment or maintenance of epithelial cell apical/basal polarity. NCBI's taxonomy places the organism in Eukaryota, Metazoa, Echinodermata, Crinoidea, Comatulida, Comatulidae. The transcript has 6 exons. The coding region runs from base 465 to 1244 and encodes 259 amino acids.
UAUUUCUGGCUGUUGAUCUGCUGAGAGAUACAAUACGAUACAAUUUAUGAACCAUCAAAAAAACACAUCAACAUAAAUCAUUUUCUUGCAAUGUCCAGCUCAAGAUGUUAAAUAUGUAGUGGUCACCUUUGUCAGAGUGCUUGUAAUGCGUUGCUGGGUCCUGUACUCUUUUCUAACCUAAGUAUUUUACAUUGUAGAAUUAUUUUCUUUUAUGUUUAUGUCAUGUUAACUGUAAUUGUAUUGUUUAAGUGAUUGAUUGUAUGCGCUCUGGGGGUCGGCUUGCUUGUAUAUAUGUCACUUAUUACUAUUAUUAUUAUUUACACCUGUACCAACAUGUUACACCUGUUAUUUCUGUACAACAGGUACAAAACUCAUAUCUGCCAAACAAUUGUUUUGGGUUUUUGUGAAGGGACAGGUUUAGAUAGGAGAAUGUAAUGUAAAUGUUCAUAUUUUAUUGUUUAUAAAUGUUUGUUUUAGCGCAAAAUGCUUGUGGUAAUCAUCUCUGCCAGAAUGGAGGUGCUUGUAACGCUGUUGCUGGUUCCUGCACUGAUUAUACCUGUACCUGUCCAGCUUGCUUCACUGGAACAUUUUGUACAACAGGUGUUGAUGCUUGUGCUAAUCAUAUCUGCCAGAAUGGAGGAGCGUGUAAUGCUGUUGCUGGUUCCUGCACUAAUUAUACCUGUACCUGUCCAGCUUGCUUCAAUGAAACAUUUUGUCAAACAGGUGUUGAUGCUUGUGCUAAUCAUCUUUGCCAGAAUGGAGGAGCAUGUAAUGCUGUUGCUGAUUCCUGCUCUGAUUAUACCUGUACCUGUCCAGCUUGCUUCACUGGAACAUUUUGUACAACAGGUACUAAUGUUUGUGAUAACAACCUCUGUCAGAAUGGAGGUGCUUGUAAUGCUGUUGUUGGUUCCUGUACUGAUUACAUCUGUACCUGUCCAGCAUGUUAUUCUGGAACUUUCUGUGAAACAGGUGCGAGUGCUUGUGAUAAUCAUCGUUGUCAUGUUAAUGCUACCUGUCUUGCUCUUGAAGUACCUGGUACCUGUUCUAACUACCUCUGUAUGUGUCCUCCAUGUUACUAUGGUCAAUACUGUGAAACAGAAUUGGUUGAUAUCUGUAUGCACAGCAAAUGUGUAAAUGGAGGAACCUGUGUUGCUGAUGCUGAUAACUGUAUUCUUUAUACUUGUGAUUGUCCUCCUUGUUUCACUGGUAGUCUCUGUCAAUUAAGUAAAACUGAAGUAUUGUGA